AUGGCUAACACAAUGAAGUUAGUGAGACCCACAGCAGUCAAAGGACCAACAGUCAGAGUGGCGCUGAUUUUAGUUAAAAAGUAAGGGGAUUGUGAUGAUUUAUAGGAAGGGAGCAAGAAGACAGAGGGGGCGAAAAAGAAAAUCAAUAAGGAGCAAGGGUAAAUUGGGAUGAAGAAUCAAGGUCAUUGGACUAGUCAGGAACAUCAAAUAUACGUAGAGUUCUUGGAGUAGCACCACAGCACGUCGAUGUAGAGUCAAUAAAAUCGAAAGAAUAACAAAAUCUUCAAACUGAUGUCACUAACAAUAGGAACCAGAUCUCCGUCGUAGUGUAGAUCUCACCACCAGAAAUUCAAUCCUUAUACAGCAGCAGGGCAAAAGAGGAACAAGAGAAACAGAAGGAGAAUGGGCAAUUAAAAUGCAGACGGGGAGAUACUGUUAAACAUGACAGCCAAACCAGUGGUGCAAUACAAUACUCCAACGGUAAAACCCAUUUUAGAUCAAUGCUAUGAUGAGUGUGAUGAUUACAUUUCAAACUAUGAGGAUUCGCGUCCUUAGUUAAAAAACUUUUGCUGCAACUCCAACAUCGAUAACGAAUACGGGAACAGAUGGGAUCGUGAUUAGUACCUUUAUUGAAUGGAGUCAGCAUAACAUAUUCGAUUUGUUUAUAAAAUUAUAAUAAAACAAACAAUA
Messenger RNA from Paramecium tetraurelia, 690 nucleotides. RefSeq lists its product as uncharacterized. The transcript is spliced from 3 exons. The record is from RefSeq and is a predicted model, not a curated record. Lineage: Eukaryota; Ciliophora; Oligohymenophorea; Peniculida; Parameciidae.